This is a messenger RNA of Pomacea canaliculata, 10626 nucleotides long. RefSeq names its product vascular endothelial growth factor receptor 1-like. The record is from RefSeq and is a predicted model, not a curated record. Gene Ontology annotation, molecular function: ATP binding; transmembrane receptor protein tyrosine kinase activity. Gene Ontology annotation, biological process: multicellular organism development; protein phosphorylation; cell surface receptor protein tyrosine kinase signaling pathway. Gene Ontology annotation, cellular component: signaling receptor complex. NCBI's taxonomy places the organism in Eukaryota, Metazoa, Mollusca, Gastropoda, Architaenioglossa, Ampullariidae.
CGUGCGGAAAUGGCACUCAGCCACACAUGAAAGAAGCCAGCGAGAGCGGCUGCACGCUACGUCUCUUGUCUGAGCCGCUUCACCAUCGAGUACGGGUCUCACUGAAAGCAUAAGCUACCAAAGUACCCCCGCCGUGUUGUUCACCGAGGUGUAUGUACACUGUCCCACCAUUUCGAGGGAGUGCAACGAUGCGGUUGAAAGUUUGAAAAACUUUUUUUCGCGACUUUGCUGGAAGCUACGCUACAGUGUUGGCCUGACUUACUAAUGAAUCAGCUGGUGUGUUGGAGGACUUGCUGUGUGUGACAUUUGGACAAAAUGAAGUGGAGUAUAGCCAUUAUCGCUGUUAUGCUCACCUGCGCAGGAAGGCUUGCUACAGGAGAGCCAUGUUCCAAAAUCCUCAAAGAUGAAGUGCCUGAAAUUGUAGGAGAAGACACACUGGUGUUAAAAGCAGGUGACAACGCCACCAUCAAAUGCAUAGGUUCAUGUAGACCAGUUCAUUGGCAUUGGACUCCAGCUAAUCCUUCGGAACAGUAUCCAGACAGCAGUGUGACCACCCUGGAGAUGCCCAAUUUGGCAGAUACAAUCUACAUCAGCGUCCUGCAGUUCAAAUCUGCCCAGUAUUUCCACACUGGUCGCUACUACUGUGACUACAUCCGUAGUGAUAAUACUAUAUCAACAUCAACUGCAGAAAAUUUUGCUUAUCAACCAAUGGGAGGAUUCUUUGGUUUUGGAGAAGUAAAUAGUCCAACUAUGUCGCAAGAAAAACCGCGGGGCUCCAGCAUCAAGGUGUUUGUUUCAGAUCCUGAACACCAGUUUGUUGACGAACAAUCUUUUCCGAUUGUUAGUGUCUUCUUUGGACAUCGUGUCGUGUUGCCCUGUGCUGUGACUGAUCCAGCUAUUAAUGUCACUCUCCAGAAAGAUAUUGGUUCUGAAGACUUAACCAGGUUUGAAGGUGUUACCUUUGACCCUAUUGAGGGUUUUAUUGUGGAAUAUCCAUACUACAUCUUCAGUGGCAUUUUUCAUUGCAUUGCUGAGGGAUUUAAUGACACAAAGGAUCGAAAGCAAUUGUAUCUCAAAUACCAAGAUACUGAGCUCCUGUCACCACCAUCACUUAUUCCAUCUGCACACAGUUUGAAAGUUGGUCAGUCAUUCAACCUUACCUGUCGAGUGGAUGUAAAACCGGACACAUAUGUAGAGUUGUCAAUGGUUUAUGACAAGAGUGGUUCUAUUCAGGAGCGUGUUCGGCUAGGAAUACCCAUACGCGAACGUAUCCGAGAAGAGAAAUAUCAAUAUGAAUACGAUAAAAUAACACUCUUUAUGGAAGUGCUUCAUGCAAAAGUCUCAGAUUCUGGAAUAUACAGAUGUGUAGUUAAGGGCAUUGCACUUUGUCCAGGAUGUCCAAAUGAAAAUAUUCAUAAAACUGAUAUCGCCAUCAAUGUUUAUGAGAAGACAUUUGUAAAUCUGCAGCCAAUGCUGAAGGUGUUGACAGUUACGGACUCUGUGGAGGAAGCAUUCUUGCGUGUGUCAAUCAAUGCUUUUCCCCAACCCACCUUGAAGUGGUACCAUGAUGGAAAGCUGCUUGAAAAUACACUUUUGCAGCGGAUCAGUCAAACAGACAAGGCCUCAAUCCUCUCUAUUCUGCGACCCAGAGUCACGAACAGUGGUACCUACACUCUCCAUGCUUUCACUCCAGAUGCCAAUGCUUCAGCUGAAAUUCAGAUGCUUGUGUAUGGAAAACCAGUGGCAUCCAUCUUGCCUAUAGCCACCCAUGAGGGAUAUGUAAUAGCACAAGCUGGGAAGAAGCACCAUUUGUACUGUCAAGUUGAGGGUCUUCCAGCUGCUAAUGUAACCUGGUUCUUUCAAGAGAUUGCCCUGGAAACUUUUCUCAAAAUAGUUCUGACUGGGAAAGGGUUGAAGAUUCAGAGGAACCACCAAUGUCACAGUCAGAAUUUCGGAUGCAAAAAUGUUGAAAAUGAUGACCUGCCACUCAUAGUGAAAGACUUAGCACCUAUGCCAGUUGUGGCAGGUGAUUCUUUGCGUGUGGUUUGUCGUGCUAACCUCUGGAAGUACCAGUCCGUCACCAUCCAACCAAAGAUACUUCAAGUACAGUCCUCUGAGAGUGUCAAGUCAGUAAACUCCUCCAUUCCGCAAGGCAGUGGCAGCAACAGCAGCUCAGAAGUGUUGACAACAGUGCCACCUCACAAUAUAGCAACACAGGAGUUAACUACUAAAAAAAGAGACCGUUUUUUCCUGUCUUACAGCAGGACACAGUACUCACUAGAAGUGACUGCUUACUUUCCACAUCUACAAGAGGAGGAUGCUGGAGAUUACCAUUGCCGUGCCCACGACUUUAGUGGUGCUAACGAUACAUCAGUGUACUACUUGCGACUGAAAGAUAUUGAGCCUCCUGUGAUUCGGGACUACAGCAGUGGCAUGCGGCGCGUCAGCCUGAUGGCCACGAUCACACUGAAAUGUCAGGCUGCUGGUUACCCUCCACCAAGUAUUACUUGGUACAAAGACGGCGCUCUGAUUAUGGACAAUAGCACACUAAAUGUGACUGUAGAUCGUGAUGGAAGUCUUACCAUUGAAAAUGCAACGUUAGUCUAUGCUGGUCAGUACCGGUGUGCUGCCAGUAACUAUGCGGGCAAAGUAAUGAGCCAGAACAUGACUCUAUAUGUUGGAGAUGACACAGCUUUGGCAGGAUUUUCACCCUUGUAUAUUGGUUUAAUUGUUGGAUGUGUGAUUUUCGCGUUGAUUCUUGUGGUGGUGAUCGUGGCAAUUGCACGCAGGAAAUCUGGUUUUCACCAGGAGCUGGAGAAAUAUCUUAUCCAGCCACAAGGCGAGUACAAUCCAGACAUCCCCAUUGAUGAGCAGACAGGCUGCCUCCCCUAUGACCCCAAGUGGGAGUUUCCAAAGGAUCGUCUGCGCAUGGGCAUGAUUCUGGGACAAGGAGCCUUUGGGCGAGUGAUGAAAGCUGAAGCAAUUGGCAUUGGGGAUUCUCAUGAUGUCACCACGGUAGCAGUCAAGAUGGUUAAAGAUUGCACUGACAAGGAGCAGAUGAUGGCUUUGCUGUCUGAGCUAAAAAUUCUCAUUCACAUUGGGCAACACUUGAAUAUUGUCAAUCUGCUGGGUGCUGUCACAAAGGAUAUUCGCUUUGGUGAGCUGUACGUCAUUGUGGAGUACUGCCACUUCGGCAAUCUACGUAAUUAUCUGCAGAACAAAGACUCCUUCCAGGAUACCAUGGAGGACAACCAGACUGAAGCCAAGAAUAAAGCCGAAGAAGCUGGGGAGAAGAUGAACAAAACCCCCUCCAAGCCUUACUACAUCAACAAAGCAGGGGGACCUGGAGGAAGUGCAGAUGCUGUAGGACCUCCUCUCACCACCAAGAACCUCAUCUGCUGGGCAUUCCAGGUGGCUCGAGGAAUGGAGUACCUAGUCUCCAAAAAAUACAUUCACCGUGACCUGGCAGCUCGUAACAUCCUGUUAGCAGAAGAUAAUGUAGUAAAGAUCUGUGAUUUUGGCUUGGCCAAAGACUGCUACAGGGAUGCUGAGUAUCACAAGAAAGGAGAUGGCCCUGUACCUGUCAAGUGGAUGGCAUUGGAAUCUCUGACCCACAGGCUCUGCACAAGCAAAAGUGAUGUCUGGUCCUAUGGCAUUUUUCUGUGGGAGUUGUUUUCACUUGGUGGUAACCCUUACCCAGGAGUUGAGAUCAAUGAGAAGUUCAUAGGCCUUCUGAAGUCUGGAUAUCGCAUGGACAAACCAAAGUUUGCUUCUGAUGAAAUGUAUAAAGUCAUGUUGCAAACCUGGGAUGCAGACUCUGAAAAGCGACCUACUUUUAGUCGACUGGUCUCAAUCAUGGGGGACUUCCUGGAGGCUAACGUCAAACAGUACUACCUGGAUCUAACAGUACCUUACAUCAAGAUGUCUCCCGAAGAUGGUGCAGUGGGGGAGGAUGGAUACUUGAGAAUGUCCAGUACCCCAGACUACACACAGAUGUCCCCUACCUCAACCACUGGCCCACCUUUGGCUACCUUAGACGAUGACAUAGAGGAUGGUGACCUCAGCGGACAGCCACAUUACAUGAAUCAGCGUGCUUUUCCACGGGAGAAGGGCUCCGAAGUUGAGAUGCAGCCAUUGAUCAGACCCAUCUCACAUGAACGGCGAAGCUCUAUACCCGACGAAAUGGCACCUGGCUUUGUAAAACGAGAAUCACCUAGGCAGGUGCGAACAUUGGCAGAAGUGCACCAGCCUGAUGACAGCGACAGUGGACACUCCAGCAGCUAUGCCCCGGGCACCUCACCCACUGACAAUGCCGGCUAUCUUCUGCCCAAGUCUUUUGAAAGCACAGGCAGUUCCUCAGGCAGCCAGGAAACACGCAGUUCACAGGGUAGAUCUAGGGAGCAUAAAGACUUGGGUGUGGUCUUAAGUCCCACAGACUCUGUAUUCAGCCCAGACUACCAUCUAAACAGUUACCCUCCUCCCGACUAUCGUCUGGUGGUAGAAGAGGAAGGGGGAGAACGUGAACUUCCUGUCUAAAUUAUUCGUUGUUGUCAUCCUUGCUUUUUGCCUUGUUAAUGUGUAAAAAAAUAAGGAAGGCUGCUACAGCUAUAGACUAUAGCAAGAAACCUGCUUAUAUCUUCAGCUGUGCAGAUCAGUACUUUUGCUUUAUUUAGAACCAAACUCUUCAGCACCAACAUUUUCCUGAUGCAGAGCAAAAGCAAUAAGAUACUUAAAAUCAACCAGUGUGAGGUGCAUGCAGGAGAUGGUAUGACUUUCUGUUUGUUGCUGCCUUGCGCCAACAAAUGCUCUCAGGGAAUCCACAGGUUGCGAGGGUCAUUACUGAAUUUUGUACAAAUGGUGGUGUCAGUCAGUGAGUGUGCCUGCAUUGUGUGAAGGUUCUUCCUCAUCAUUCCUCGCUGGUCACAGACUGGGAGAUUUUUUCUGACUUGGAGUCAACACUUGUCUCGCUCAUUUAUUCUGCAUGAAUGUUUCACUGUUUGGUUAAAUUUGAAAAUAACUGUUACGAAUUGGUUCAUUUUUAUAAUCCAAACUUAUGGAUUUUAAUUUUGCAGGUAAUAAUAGGUAAUUAGCUUUUUUCAUCAUUUAUUUUAUCAGAAUAAGAUAUCUUUGUUAUUAAACUAAGGAACAAGAAUAUUUACCCAUCAUUUGUCUUGCCCCCGAUCCAGCUUUAUGUAAAAAUGCUUGGCAUUAUACUAUCCUCAUCUUAACAACAAGGAAUGUGGGGACUGUGGGUGUGUUUGCGGGGAUAGUUUUAACGUAUCAAUGUGUGUGUUCAUGUAUGCAUUCAUUUUUAUGCUUAUGGUACACAUACAGAUCAUGCAUACAUGCAAGGAUGCUACGUUUAACCUCACCUUUUAAUGCCUGCUGUUUAUAUUGGAAGUUUACAAAAUAUCACAAACAUCUUGCCGGAUACACCAGUUUAUUUAAUUAGUAAAGUCAUUAACAUAAAAUUAGCUCUAGCUUUCUGGAUCAUGAAAGAUUUGAAAUGCCACAACCUCAUUAACACCACCUGCACCACGCAUCGCCUUUACCUCCAUCACUGUGUCUUGCACUGCUUCUUGUGUUUCAUGUUCCUGUGCAAUUGACCAACCACUUCUUUUGUUUCACGAUGAUGCCAGCAUGUUGUUUCCCAAUCAGUGCUAUAGUGUUUGAGAGGAAGAUGUUAGCAAGUUAUUUUACUCCACAUUGCUGUUAUGUGGGCCAACAGUUUAUAACUCCAUGCAUGGCAUAGCAGUCCUUUUGAUUAAUUUGUUCGUACAAUGGCAAGCUUUUUGUAUCAUUAAAAUGCACAAAUAUUAAAAAAUAUUUAUAUAUACAGUAAUAUGCAGCGUUGCCCUUUUUAAGGUUUCUUUAAACUCUCUUAAAAAGAAGACUACAAGGUUUAGUUGUAUCAUUUUUGAACUGGGAAGUUAUACCAGCAGCCAUUAUACAAGGAAUUUAGAGAAAGAGAUUCUCAGAAAUAUUAAAAUGCUCACUGGAGAAAGACAAGCUCUGUAUAUGCGUGCUGUGCUACAGGGACCUAUAUGGCUAAAAUCUUAAAACAGAACAGUACUGACUGCAGUUUUACUCCUAGCAACAGCAUUGAUAAUUUACAUUUUGGUUUACAGUGUGUUGUAUUAUCAUUGCUGUCAUCUGAUUCUGUGCUUAGUGUUCCUUCAUGUGCAGGCGCAUCUACAAAUCAGGAGCACUUUGGACUAUGAAGCAUGUAUGUCCUUACUGAUGGUGAGCAUGAAGUGCUUGCAACAAAUUGUUGAAUAUUACUAGUCAUCUGCUGCUUUUCGUACCAACAUUGUUUGCUGCAAGAUACUGCGAACUUGUGGCAAGUGAGGUGUUUGAACUGAACUUGUUAUUGUUCUGGAGACUCAACCAAACAUGCACCAUAAACCUGGAAAAAAGAGAUAUUACUGCUAUACAUACUGGAUUGCAAUAAAAUUGUUUCUUUCUUUUACCAGACAUCACAAGGCAUAAUGGAAAGACUAUGUAUUAGAUUUUGUGUGUGUGUGUGGAGGGUAGGUAAGUGAAAUAAGUAUCUUUUUGGUUUAAUUGCUGGAAUUGUUUUACUGGUGACAUGAAUGGAUGUGAUAUUUGUAUAUAUAUAUAUCAGGUGAUUUACAUAAAUGUGCACAUUAAGGUUGAAAAGCAACUUCCAGGGAAACUGUUACUAAAGAAUCACAAAGACUCCUCUGUAAAAACAAUUGUAAAGAAAGAUUAUAAGUAUUAAUCAUUUUAAAAAACAAGCUUUAAAAACUGGAUACACAAUGUCCAGCAAAAAGAGCAUGCUGGAGGUUGUUGCUGGUUCUCUCUUUCCUGUUUCCCCCAGAUGUCUGAAGGUGUGCAUAGAUCUGUGACUGUUACAUGUAAAGUUUUGGCUUGCUGGUUAUUUCUGACUUCCUGUGUAGGGAAAACAUCUGGCAGCUUAUGUCUAGGCUUGCAUUGGGCAAAAGACUAAAGUGUAGGUCAGAUGUGGAUUACACUAAGCAUUUACAGACAAAAGUCUGACAAUAACGUGGCCAAAAGUGUUUGUCAUCUCUUUUAUUGUGAGAAACAACAAUGUAUUGAAACAUGUUCCAUGAUAGAGAAAUCAUCAUUUUUUUUAAAAUCAUGGCAACCAUGUUUUAGCAAAAGAUUGGUAUAAUGUCCAUUUAGACAAUCAUUUCAUUUGCACUGCAUAUGUUGUGUGUUUUCAUGUAUGUGUGUAUGGGCUGGGGGUGAUGAUAAUGAAGUUUUGUCACCCAUCAGCAUUUAAGUGCUGUCAGUAUUCUCAUCCAAAAAUAUAUAAAUAUAUUUCAUGCCCUAAAGCAUCAACACUCUCCACAAUAACCUAAGAUGCCACAUCAGCAUUAAUUGCAUUUUAUUGAAUGUCCCACAGUUAAUCGAACAAGGAUAUUAUACACCAGACAUUGCUUUAGCUUUGCCAGUCUGGAUCCAACAACCUGCUGAUCACAUUUAAGUUUUGUAGCAAAACUGGGUUGGCAGUGGAACACAUGUUGUCUUGUAUACAGUGAUGGGAUAGUUGCCAGUGUAUUGUGUGUUGGCAGUGUACCGUGAUCAUUGCCACACUGUAUCACAUUGUACACCUUGAUAGGGCUGACUGCAGGGUCUUAUGUUUAGUAGGUCACAUACUCAUUUUUAUAGGAGUAACUGUUUUUCAGCUUGUGAGAAAAGUGGAAGGGCUUUUAUGUUCAUCAAGCCACCAGAAGAAAUAGCAGCAGGCAGAAGAGAGAACUUGAAGUACAAUGAAAAUUCAGCAGUGCCACAUUAUCAGUAAUUUAUAAAGACUUCCCAAAACCUAAAAGAAAAUGUAAAUAACAGUAAGUUUUGUUUGAUGUAAUAUAAUCUGUAGGUCGUGUAUUAUAUCUGUCUUCUCAACCUUUUACUUGUUGUGAAAAAUCCUGUUUGUUGUCAAAUCACCUGUUAAAUUGUUCUUCAGAAAAUUGUAUUCCUCUCCUAAACUUUACCCAAGUUGCUAACCUAUCUUGUAUAAUGAUAUUGUUUAUUCUAGAGCUGAUUGAAGCCAUUGUUAUUAAGAUGUAACAGAACUGGAGAGGAAGAGAUAAUGAUUUAAGAAAACAAAGCAUUUAUGUUUUUGCUUGCUCAAGUGAAUAUUUACAUAAUGUGUGCUCCUAUGGAAAUGAUAUUUGAUAUUUGAUCUUGUUAAAAGUAGUCUGGCAAAAGCAUCAAAAGAAUUUAUUUUGAGCAUUUAUUUGAUCUGAACUUGCUCCAUGUUUGAUCAACAGCAUGAUUUUUGUUAAUGGACCAACAGUUACCACUUUUUCGCCCCUUUUUUUGGUGUGGCCUACAUUUUCUUUAAUAAAAAAUGACCAAGGGACUGUGCAUAUAAGUACACUAUGGGCUGUGUGGAAACCAAGGAGCAUAUACGGGAACUGAGGUUACAGACAGUAACUGUGGUCUGUUCAGGGAGGGGUCGCCACUUUGUAUUAAUCUAGAGACAUUUAAUCCAUGAAAAGUGGUGGAAAACCUUAGUGAAUUUUUUUCUUUCCCAUGGUCCUUAAUGUUCAUAAUAUAAACAAGCAUUGCAAGUGUUUUUAUAAAUGGUAAGGCUUUCCUCAAUUACUUACAUAGCACACCCCAGGUAUUAGUAAAAUCUGUCCUAGAUACACUUGACCAGCAACAAGUUAACAUCAAAGGUGGUUUUACAAACUUUCCCUGACUUCUGCCCAGGAUAAGAUGAUGCUUACAGUGUGUUAGUGUUUGCAUGCAUGAAAAUCAAGUACAUUAAAAACGCUAAUGUUUCAACAGCCAGAAUUUAGUAGCAACAUGUAACAUGAUCAGAAUGGGCUAGCUCUUGAUACCUAGUAAUUCUGACCAGGGAAAAAUCAUGUUAGCUUGGUGAGUCGCUUGUCAGAUAAAGAAACAACACAGGGUACUUUAUGAAACAUUUCUGUAGGCAGCAUUUGGAGAAAAGAGGAAAUGAAGAAACAAGGUGCGUGCAAAAGAGGGUAGCAUGCAUAAUGUAGUCUUCAUAUGAAUAUUGCACAGGCUCUGUUUUCUGUGUCUGCAUAUUGCAUAUAUCUGCAAACUGUUGAAUUCGCGAGACUAUUAUGAUGCUUUUAUGAUUGUGGCCCCAACCCCCUCCUGGAGUCCUGUUUGGCCAGAAUUCCUGAUCUGUUGUUGUGAAACCAGAUGCUCACAGAUUUAUUUUUGGUAGUAAAGAGUUAGCUGUACCAAAGAACAUCAUGCCAGCACUUUUUAAGGCACAGCACUUCUGAAAAUGCACAGUGUAUUCUAUUUUUCUUGGGUAUUUUGUAUCAGUUGAAAAGUUGUGACUCCAGAACAGUUUCUGACAGCACAAAAAAUACACAGCAGUUUGCUUCAUACUGUGUUUCUACAAGGUAAAAAAGAUUUUCCUAAAAUGGAGUUUGGUAGGUCAGGUCAGUCCCAUGCCCGGUCCGGGCGUAGUGGGGACCGUCCGGCAGCAGCAACAGACAUAAUUUUCCACCCGGUCCUGUCUUGCUCAAGACAGGACCGGGUGGAGUUUGGUAGACGGCUGCAGCUAUAUAGUCUCUGUGACCUUUUUCAUUACAUGGGUCUUUGAAAUCUAGUCUUGCCAGGUUUCAAGAAGCAGGACCUGUGUUGAUUUGUCAGGAUUGUCAUCUCAAAGCUGCCACUGCAUAUUUUUCAAGUAAUUUCAUUGCAGUUGUGUCUGUCAAUAAGACACACAAAAGGCUCUUUUUAAUGUGCUUUUUAUCUUUUUUGGAUGGGAUCAUUUUAUUGCUCCACGUAUUAUAGUUUUUACUGAUGAAAUGCUGCUAAUGGGUCAGACAUGCAAAAUUUGAACUCCACAACACAAAACUGUGAAGAUGGAAUAUGAGCACACAGUAAAUAGAUGUGCUUUUGUUUUAUCAUCAGAAUGUAUUUUUAGAUAUCUUGGACAAUGUUAUCAUGUCUCUUUACAAGAGGCUGUUAUUUGCAACCCAGAACCUUUAACAAAAACUGGAGGAAAAAUUUUUGUAGUUUUCUUUAAAUACACUACCUUAAUAUUUGAUGUUUUUAAAAAAAUGUUUUUCUUCAUUGCUCCUGUUUUCAUGUGACACUAAAUUACAUCAAAGUUCCACUGUAAAAUCUCUACUUCAUUCCACAUACGAGGUAGUGCUUUUAAAAAUAGAAACAAAAAUGGUAGGACUAUGUUACUUGUAUCCACAUGUGGUUUAGUGGGAGAUUGGAGGAAUGGGGACUCCAGUUUUUGUCACUUUAUUAUCACUGCCUACCUGUUGUGCAACAGAAGUGCCAGUCCCAAUCUUGAUAGCCUGUGCUCAGUGCCACAAACAGAAUCUCUUGCAUGUCUGGGUGCAUUGAUGAACCUGAAGAUCAAAUGUCAUCAUUCAGGCACAACAAACAGUGACUUAUGCCAGUAAUUAUAAAAGAAUGUAUUUCCCUUUCUGGUUAAGGUGAUGAACAUAAUAUGCUCAUAGCAGCAUUGUUGCUGCUGCCAGUCUUGAUACUAUCAUCCUCCUGUAACAGGCCAGCUAUGCCCAUUUAGUUCACUUACCCUUUACUUGAUGGUUUUUAUGUAUACAUUCUGUAUGCAGUAUACUUACAUGAUUGUAAUCAUGUCUUUUAUAUUAAUUAAACUCAGUAAUAAUU